Brienomyrus brachyistius is the source of this 828-nucleotide messenger RNA. RefSeq names its product CD209 antigen-like protein D. The transcript is spliced from 4 exons. NCBI's taxonomy places the organism in Eukaryota, Metazoa, Chordata, Actinopteri, Osteoglossiformes, Mormyridae. The record is from RefSeq and is a predicted model, not a curated record. The coding region runs from base 129 to 530 and encodes 133 amino acids. Gene Ontology annotation, molecular function: signaling receptor activity.
AAAGCAAUUACAGCACCUGCACUGCAGAGAAAGAACAACUACAAAGCAGUUACAGCACCUGUACUGCAGUGAAAGAACAGCUACAAAGCAGUUACAGCACCUGCACUGCAGAGAAAGAACAGUUACGAAUGAAUUACAGCACCUACACUGAAAAUACUAGAAAAGAACAAGGAUGGACAAGGAUUGGGACUCAGUUGUACUACUUCUCCACUGAGAAAAAAAACUGGCAGGAAAGCAGACAGGACUGUAAAAAUAAAGGAGGAGAUCUGAUUAUCAUCAACAGCCAACAGGAACAGGACAUUAUUCGUGGUAUGGAUGUCUGGAUCGGUCUGACAGACAGAGAACAUGAAGGAGCCUGGAAAUGGGUGGAUGGGACACCACUGACCACAAAGUACUGGAGGGAGGGAGAACCUAAUAACAUUCAUGAUGAGGACUGUGCAUAUAACGUGGCAGGAACAACCCACCCGAUUGGCUGGAAUGAUGCAAACUGCGAUGCAAAAUGUUUCUCGGUGUGUGAGAAGGCAGCUUAGCGCACACACAAACACAGACACACACAUGCACACAUGGUUGUAAUUAUAUCAUUUCUAUGAGGAAAAUGUUAAUCCCAAUAUGAUGACCUUAACCCCAACCUACACCUAACCAUAACCAAACAAAAUACGACUUUUGGAAUUCACUUUUAAAACAACUUGUUAAAGUGCAUUUAGUGCAAAAGGUUACUUAAGUAAGUGUAAUGGAGUAAGUGUGUGUUGGUGUGUGUGUGGAUUAUGUUUAUAGUACAUUGUGGGGACCAUAUGUACCCCAUAAUGUGAUUAAAAAUCUUUUAUUUUG